GGACACCAGAAGACAAGCAGAGAGAGACUCCUCCAGACCCACUCAGACCACACGCACGCUCUCCAAGAUGGUAUCCCGUAAGGCUGUGGCUGCUCUGCUGGUGGUGCAUGCAGCUGCCAUGCUGGCCUCCCAGACGGAAGCCUUCGUCCCCAUCUUCACCUACGGCGAACUCCAGAGGAUGCAGGAAAAGGAACGGAGUAAAGGGCAAAAGAAAUCCCUGAGUGUAUGGCAGAGGUCUGGGGAGGAAGGUCCUGUAGACCCUGCGGAGCCCAUCGAGGAAGAAGGAAAUGAAAUGAUCAAGCUGAUUGCUCCUCUGGAAAUUGGAAUGAGGAUGAACUCCAGACAGCUGGAAAAGUACCGGGCCGCCCUGGAAGGGCUGCUGAGUGAGAUGCUUCCCCAGCACGCAGCCAAGUGACGGCCAUGCUGGGGAGAAGGUGGACAGAUUUGGGAGGACUCUCCCGCCCAAGUGAGGCCCUGGGAAUUUGCACAGCCUGCCAGCUGGGCUUGGAAGAAUAACACCCUUUCCAAAGCAAAUCCCCCUCCAGCAAAUAAAGCAUGAAAUAUACAG
Mandrillus leucophaeus (drill) is the source of this 568-nucleotide messenger RNA. RefSeq names its product motilin (gene MLN). The record is from RefSeq and is a predicted model, not a curated record. Gene Ontology annotation, cellular component: extracellular region. Bases 68 to 415 code for a protein of 115 amino acids. The transcript has 5 exons. Gene Ontology annotation, molecular function: motilin receptor binding; hormone activity. Lineage: Eukaryota; Metazoa; Chordata; Mammalia; Primates; Cercopithecidae.